This is a messenger RNA of Gastrolobium bilobum, 646 nucleotides long. RefSeq lists its product as uncharacterized. The transcript is spliced from 3 exons. Bases 97 to 402 code for a protein of 101 amino acids. The record is from RefSeq and is a predicted model, not a curated record. Lineage: Eukaryota; Viridiplantae; Streptophyta; Magnoliopsida; Fabales; Fabaceae.
CCUACCGUAUUAUAUUUUUGCAUAAUACAAAGUUUGCUAUUUGCAGAUUACUAAGACGUAGCAUAUAUAUAUAUAUAUAUAUAGCUAGUUUAGAUCAUGGGAGAUUCUUCUUCUUCUUCUGCUUCAUACAUUCAUAUGGUGCAGCACCUGAUCGAGAAGUGCUUGAUUUUUCACUUGACAAAGGAAGAAUGCAUGGAAGCACUCUCUAAACAUGCAAAUAUUAAUCCUAUUAUAACAUCCACUGUGUGGAAUGAGCUAGAGAAGGAAAACAAAGAAUUUUUUGAGCCUUACAAGAAGUCGAAGAGUAAAGAGGACAAAAUAAUGUCGGAAGCAGAGACAACUCAGAUGCUACAGAAGUUGAUAUCAGAGUCAGAUUCCUCUAAAGAUGCAGAAGACGACUAAUUCAUCUAUUAUUGAAAACGAUAUGACCUUUGGGUCCCACGAAACCAACCAAAACCACAAAGGCUCUCCUUAGCUACUCUACUAUCUCUGUAUAGUCUCUGUACUAGUAUCGUACGUGGUGUUGGUCCUCUAUAUGGAAGGUUGUUAAUUAUUAUGGUAACUAUUUUAUGGAAUUAAAGCACCCCAUGAAUCUUAGCUUUUGUAAAAUGCUAUUGCUAGGUUAUCCACAACUUCGCAAAUAAAA